GCUGCUCCUUGCACCUCCCCCUCGUGCCGCUACCGCCGCCACUGAGAGGAGCCACCGGCGACGCCAGAGCCGGGAAUCCGGGUGGACAAAAGAUGAAGCCAAUGAAGAAGGCAUGCACCGGCCUCCCAAGUUCUGGCAGUGGCGGCAAGUCCCCACCAGCCACCAGGGCCAAGGCCCUGAGGCGGCGAGGGGCUGAGGAGGGCGACAAGCCAGAGGAGGACGACGAUGAGGCACAGCAGCAGCAACAGCAGCAACAGCCAGGGCCAGAAGAGGCCGAGGAAGGUGAGGAGGAGGAGGCCGAGAGGGGCCCUAGAGCUGAGGGGCUGCCUGUGGAACUGCACCCUGAUGACCCAGCCCCAGGCCCAGCUGAGGACCCCAAGGUAGAGGGGGAGGGAGGCCGCUGGGAGCCCUCACUUAGCCGCAAGACCGCCACAUUCAAGUCACGAGCACCCAAGAAGAAGUAUGUGGAGGAGCAUGGGACUGGCAGUGGCAAUGGUGGGGCAGCUGGGGGCUCUGAAGAGCGCUCGAGGACCCCAGAGGAGGCCGGUACCCUAGGUGUGCCUCCACGGCCACCUACUUCCACCCGCUCCUCCUCCACCGACACAGCCAGUGAGCACUCAGCUGACCUGGAGGAUGAGCCAGCCGAAGCUUGUGGGCCAGGCCCCUGGCCCCCUGGCAGCACCAGUGCUGGCUAUGACCUGCGGCAGCUGCGGUCCCAGCGUGUUCUGGCUCGGCGUGGGGAUGGCCUCUUCCUGCCAGGUGUGGUGCGCCAGGUGCGCCGAAGCCAGGACCUGGGUGUGCAGUUUCCUGGGGACCGGGCCCUGACUUUCUACGAGGGGGUACCCGGCGGUGGUGUGGAUGUGGUUUUGGAUGCCACGCCACCACCAGGUGCAUUGGCUGUGGGCACAGCUGUGUGUACUUGUGUGGAACCUGGUGUGGCUGCCUACCGUGAGGGCGUGGUGGUGGAGGUGGCCACCAAGCCAGCAGCCUACAAGGUCCGCCUCAGCCCUGGACCUAACUCUCAACCAGGCCCACCAGCCUCCGUCCCACAACCCCCACAGCCACCACAAUGUGAGCCUGAGGAGGCUGUGUGGGUGGUCCGCUCCAGCCUGCGCCUGUUGCGGCCCCCCUGGGAACCCGAAGCCCUGCCGAGGAAGCCCCCUACCGGGCCCGAGGAGGAGCAGGCUGAUCCAGGGGCCAACCUACCCACCUGCCCUGCGGCCCUGGACCCUAAGCAGCCUGAGGAUGCCGAGGUCUCCAAGAUCAGCUUUGGUGGCAACCUGGGGGCUUGUGAAGAGAGUGAGGAGAAGCACCCUCCACCCUUGGGCACCCCAGCCCUGCUGCCACUGCCCCCGCCCCAGCUCCUGUCACCUCCACCCAAGUCCCCAGCCUUCACAGGCCCUGGCCGCCCCGGGGAGCAACCCUCACCCUGCCAGGAGGGGAGCCAGGGUGGCAGCCGUAGCAGCAGCGUAGCCUCCCUGGAGAAGGGGGCUGCACCGGCUGCCCGGGCCCGUACGCCACUGACAGCCGCACAGCAAAAGUACAAGAAGGGCGACGUGGUCUGCACGCCCAAUGGAAUCCGCAAGAAAUUCAACGGCAAGCAGUGGCGACGGCUGUGCUCGCGGGAUGGCUGCAUGAAGGAGUCCCAGCGGCGGGGCUACUGCUCACGCCACCUGUCCAUGCGGACCAAGGAGAUGGAGGGCCUGGCGGACAGUGGCCCCGGUGGGGCUGGGCGGCCUGCUGGGGUGGCAGCCCGCGAGGGCAGCACCGAGUUUGACUGGGGUGAUGAGACGUCCAGGGACAGUGAGGCCAGUAGCGUGGCAGCCCGUGGUGACUCUCGCCCACGCCUGGUGGCCCCUGCUGACCUGUCCCGCUUUGAAUUCGAUGAGUGUGAGGCGGCUGUGAUGCUGGUGUCCCUGGGCAGCUCACGCUCGGGCACACCUUCCUUCUCACCCGUGUCUACACAGUCACCCUUCUCGCCGGCCCCGUCCCCUUCCCCCUCACCACUCUUUGGCUUCCGUCCUGCCAACUUCAGCCCCAUCACCGCCUCGCCAGUCAUCCAGCGCACUGCUGUUCGAAGUCGUCACCUAAGCGCCAGCACCCCUAAGGCAGGUGUGCUGACGCCACCAGACCUGGGCCCCCACCCGCCGCCGCCUGCCCCACGAGAGCGCCAUUCCUCCGGCAUCCUACCCACCUUCCAGACCAACCUGACCUUCACCGUGCCCAUCAGCCCUGGGCGGCGGAAGACAGAGCUGCUGCCCCACCCAGGCACUUUGGGGGCUACUGGCACAGGGGGUGGAGGAGCCGCCCCAGACUUCCCUAAGAGCGACAGCCUAGACUCUGGCGUGGACUCGGUGUCCCACACACCUACACCCUCCACACCGGCUGGCUUCCGGUCUGUGUCGCCUGCCGUGCCCUUCUCCCGAUCCCGCCAGCCCUCGCCAUUGCUGCUGUUGCCCCCACCUGCUGGCUUGACCUCCGAUCCUGGGCCCUCCGUGCGCAGGGUGCCUGCUGUGCAACGGGACUCACCUGUCAUUGUCCGCAACCCUGACGUGCCACUGCCCUCCAAAUUCCCAGGGGAGGUGGCCACUGCCGGUGAGGCACGGGCCGGGGGACCUGGGCGGGGCUGCCGAGAGACCCCAGUACCUCCAGGGGUGGCCAGUGGGAAACCUGGCCUGCCCCCACCUUUGUCGGCCCCCGUGCCCAUCACCGUGCCUCCAGCUGCGCCAACGGCAGUGGCCCAGCCGAUGCCCACCUUUGGCCUGGCUUCCUCACCCUUUCAGCCGGUGGCCUUCCACCCCUCACCUGCUGCCCUGUUACCCGUCCUGGUGCCCAGCAGCUAUACCAGCCAUCCUGCUCCCAAGAAGGAAGUCAUCAUGGGCCGGCCUGGGACAGUGUGGACAAACGUGGAACCUCGCUCUGUGGCCGUGUUCCCCUGGCACUCCUUAGUCCCCUUCCUGGCCCCCAGCCAGCCCGACCCCUCUGUGCAGCCAAGUGAGGCGCAGCAACCUGCCAGCCAUCCAGUGGCCUCCAAUCAGAGCAAAGAACCUGCUGAGUCAGCGGCUAUUGCUCAUGAGCAGCCACCAGGUGGGACAGGGAAUGCUGACCCUGGGCGAACCCCUGGAGCCACAUGCCCUGAGAGCCCAGGGCCCACUCACACUUUGGGGGUGGUGGAACCCGGGAAGGGUCCCCCUCCCAACACUGAGGAGGAGGCUCCUGGCCCUCCAGGAGAGCCCCGACUGGACAGUGAGACGGAGAGUGACCAUGAUGAUGCCUUCCUCUCCAUCAUGUCUCCUGAGAUUCAGUUGCCUCUGCCACCUGGAAAACGCCGGACCCAGUCUCUCAGUGCCCUGCCUAAGGAACGAGAUUCAUCUUCGGAGAAGGAUGGACGCAGCCCCAACAAGCGGGAGAAGGACCAUAUCCGGAGGCCCAUGAAUGCCUUCAUGAUCUUUAGCAAGCGGCACCGGGCCUUGGUCCACCAGCGGCACCCCAACCAGGAUAACCGGACUGUCAGCAAGAUCCUGGGAGAAUGGUGGUACGCCCUGGGGCCCAAGGAGAAGCAGAAGUACCACGACCUGGCCUUCCAGGUGAAAGAAGCUCACUUUAAGGCCCACCCAGACUGGAAGUGGUGCAAUAAGGACCGGAAGAAGUCCAGCUCAGAGGCCAAGCCUGCAAGCCUGGGGCUAGCCGGAGGCCACAAGGAGCCGAGGGAGAGGAGUAUGUCAGAAACCGGCACUGCUGCCGCCCCUGGAGUGUCCUCGGAGCUCCUGUCCGUCGCAGCCCAGACUCUCUUAAGCUCGGACACUAAGACUCUGGGGAGCGGCUCCUGUGGGGCAGAACGUUUGCACACCGUUGGGGGACCUGGCUCGGCCCGGCCUCGCGCCUUCUCCCACAGUGGGGUACACGGCCUGGAUGGUGGGGAAGUAGAUAGCCAGGCACUACAGGAACUGACUCAGAUGGUGUCUGGGCCUGCCUCCUACUCUGGUCCAAAACCUUCCACCCAGUAUGGGACUCCAGGCCCCUUUGCAGCCCCUGGUGAGGGAGGUGCCCUGGCAGCCAGUGGGAGGCCCCCACUGCUGCCCACCCGAGCCUCCCGUUCCCAGCGUGCGGCCAGCGAGGACAUGACCAGUGACGAGGAGCGCAUGGUCAUCUGUGAGGAAGAAGGGGAUGACGAUGUCAUUGCUGACGAUGGCUUCAGCACCACUGACAUUGACCUCAAGUGCAAGGAGCGGGUGACGGACAGUGAGAGCGGAGACAGUUCUGGGGAGGACCCAGAGGGCAACAAGGGCUUUGGCCGAAAGGUGUUUUCACCUGUGAUUCGUUCCUCCUUUACCCACUGCCGUCCAUCUCUGGACCCUGAGCCUCCGGGGCCCCCAGAUCCACCUGCAGCCUUUGGCAAAGGAUAUGGUCCCACCCCUUCCUCCUCGUCCUCACCUGCCUCCUCAACCUCAGCAGCCACAUCCUUCUCAAUGGGCUCAGGAACCUUCAAGGCCCAGGAGUCAGGUCCGGGCAGCACAGCAGGCCCUCUUCGGCCCCCACCUGCUGGGGCUGGGGGCCCAGUGACACCUUCCAAGGUCACUCGAUUCCUCCCAACGGAUCCUGCCACUUUCCGGCGCAAGAGACCUGAAAGCGUGGGGGGCCUGGAGCCACCAGGCCCCUCAGUCAUUGCAGCUCCUCCUGGCGGGGGAGGAAGUGUCCUGCAGACACUGGUCCUGCCCCCCAACAAGGAGGAACGAGAGGGCAGUGGAGCCCGCAUGCCCUCAGCCCCAGCCCCAUCGCUGGCCUAUGGGGCCCCUGCAGCCCCCCUGUCCCGUCCGGCUGCCACCAUGGUCACCAACGUGGUGAGGCCUGUCAGCAGCACUCCCGUGCCCAUUGCUUCUAAGCCCUUCCCCACCUCUGGCCGGGCAGAGCCGUCUCCAAGUGACACAGCAGGUGCCAGGACUGAGCCAGUCACUGGUUCCCGGGCACCUGGGGGCUCUCCCCUGGGUGUCAGCUUAGUGUAUUCGGACAAGAAGUCGGCAGCAGUGUCCUCACCAGCCCCACAUCUGGUAGCUGGACCCCUACUGGGCACUGUGGGGAAGGCACCUGCCACUGUCACCAACCUGCUGGUGGGCACCCCAGGCUAUGGGGCCCCAGCGCCCCCUGCUGUCCAGUUCAUUGCCCAGGGAGCCCCUGGCAGUGGGGCCACUGCAGGCUCGGGAGCAGCUGCUGGUAGUGGCCCCAAUGGGCCGGUGCCCUUGGGCAUUCUGCAGCCAGGUGCCCUGGGCAAAGCUGGGGGAAUCACCCAGGUGCAGUACAUCCUGCCCACCCUGCCCCAGCAGCUUCAAGUGGCACCUGCCCCAGCACCCACCCCUGGGACCAAGGCAGCAGCUCCCGGUGGCCCUGUACCCACCACUAGCAUCCGUUUCACCCUCCCGCCGGGCACCUCCACCAACGGCAAAGUCCUGGCCGCCACUGCACCCACUCCUGGCAUCCCCAUUCUGCAGUCAGUACCCUCUGCCCCACCCCCCAAAGCCCAGUCGGUUUCUCCUGUGCAGGCCCCACCCCCAGGUGGCUCAGCUCAGCUGCUGCCUGGGAAGGUACUGGUGCCCCUGGCUGCCCCUAGCAUGUCAGUGCGGGGUGGCGGGGCCAGCCAGCCGCUGCCCUUGGUGAGCCCGCCCUUCUCUGUUCCUGUGCAGAAUGGCGCCCAGCCACCCAGCAAGAUCAUCCAGCUGACUCCUGUGCCAGUGAGCACCCCUGGCGGCUUGGUGCCCCCCCUCAGCCCCGCCACGCUCUCUGGACCCACCUCACAGCCUCAGAAGGUCCUGCUGCCUUCCUCCACCAGAAUCACCUAUGUGCAGUCAGCGGGUGGGCAUGCGCUGCCCCUGGGCACCAGCCCUGCAUCCAGCCAGGCUGGAACAGUCACCUCGUAUGGGCCCACAAGCUCUGUAGCCCUCGGCUUCACCUCACUGGGACCCAGUGGCCCUGCCUUUGUGCAGCCCCUGCUUUCAGGCCAAGCCCCAUUGCUGGCUCCAGGCCAGGUGGGCGUGUCACCUGUGCCCAGCCCCCAGCUGCCUCCUACCUGCACAGCCCCUGGAGGUCCGGUCAUCACGGCAUUUUACCCUGGCAGCCCUGCACCCACCUCCUCAGCACCCUUGGCCCAGCCAUCCCAGGCCCCCCCAGGUCUGGUCUACACCGUGGCCACCAGCACUACCCCACCUGCUGCUGCCAUCCUGCCCAAGGGCCCACCGGCCCCUGCCACUGCCACCCCGGCCCCUACCAGUCCUUUCCCUAGUGCCACAGCAGGCUCCAUGACCUACAGCUUAGUGGCCCCCAAGGCCCAGCGGCCCACCCCCAAGGCCCCCCAGAAAGUGAAGGCCGCCAUCGCCAGCAUUCCCGUGGGCUCCUUUGAGGCAGGUGCCCCUGGGCGGCCUGGCCCUGCACCCCGGCAGCCCUUGGAACCUGGUCCAGCCCGUGAGCCCCCUGUCCCUGAGUCUGAGCUGGAGGGACCGCCAACAACACCAGGCCCUCCACCGCCCACAGAGACCUGGGCUCCCACACCCCGGAGCUCCCCACCACCCCCACCUGCAGAGGAGCGGCUCAGUACCAAGGGCCCUGAGACUAUGCCCAGCAAAUUCCCCAGCUCAUCUUCAGACUGGCGUGUCCCUGGACUAGGCCUGGAGAGCCGUGGGGAGCCCCCCACCCCUCCCAGCCCGGCCCCAGCUCCAGCCCCAGCCUCUGGUAACAGCAGCGGCAACAGCGAGGGCAGCAGUGGGAGGGCCGCCGGGGACACCCCCGAGCGAAAGGAGGCAGCUAGCACCACAGGCAAGAAGGUGAAGGUGCGGCCCCCGCCCCUGAAGAAGACUUUUGACUCUGUGGACAACAGGGUCCUGUCGGAGGUGGACUUCGAAGAGCGCUUUGCUGAGUUGCCUGAGUUUCGACCUGAAGAGGUGCUGCCCUCGCCCACCCUGCAGUCUCUGGCCACCUCACCCCGUGCCAUCCUGGGCUCCUAUCGCAAGAAAAGGAAGAAUUCCACUGACCUAGACUCAGCCCCUGAGGACCCCACCUCACCUAAGCGCAAGAUCAGGAGACGUUCCAGCUGCAGCUCCGAGCCCAAUACCCCCAAGAGUGCCAAGUGUGAGGGGGACAUCUUCACCUUCGACCGGACAGGUACAGAGGCAGAGGAUGUGCUCGGGGAGCUGGAAUACGAGAAGGUGCCCUACUCAUCCCUGCGGCGCACCCUGGAUCAGCGCCGGGCCCUGGUCAUGCAGCUCUUCCAGGACCAUGGCUUCUUCCCAUCAGCCCAGGCCACGGCGGCCUUCCAGGCCCGCUACGCAGACAUUUUCCCCUCCAAGGUGUGUCUCCAGCUGAAGAUCCGGGAGGUACGCCAGAAGAUCAUGCAGGCGGCCACUCCCACAGAGCAGACCCCAGGAGCCGAGGCCCCCCUCCCUGGACCGCCCUCCACUGGCACCGCUGCUGCUCCUGUCCCCACUCCCAGCCCUGCUGGGGGCCCUGACCCCACCUCACCUGGCUCGGACUCUGGCACGGCCCCGGCUGCCCCACCACUGCCUCCACCCCCAGAGCCGGGACCUGGGCAGCCUGGCUGGGAAGGCCCCCCCCAGAAUUCCCCCCCACCCCCUGGCCCUUCCACAGCUGCCACCGGCAGGUGAGGGGCCUCUGAGAAGAUCCCAGGACCCAUAGUAGCCCCCUCAGGACAUGGACAGUACGUAGGUGGCAGGAAUGGGGGGGCAGAAUGGUUACCUCCUCUCCAGUAAAGCCAUUUCGUCCUUUCCAGUUUGGGGCGGAAUGAGACCUGCUCCUCUUGUCUAUCCCCCUCCCCCACAGCUUCCUCCCAGUAACAGGGGGGCAGCUGAGGGGAAGCAGAGGCACAGUCUCCCUCUACAGAGCCCCUGUAUAUAACCUGGAGUGUGUUACCUUCAGACCUUUUCACUUGUACUUUAUGCAAAAUGGCUCGUGUGAGGGCUGCAAGCUGGAGGGCAGUGCGGGCCGUGGGCCACAGGGAGGUGCCUGUGGAGUAGGGGGAGUUCAUGUACCCCUUUUUUCCCCAGAGGGGCUGGACUCAGGUUAGUUUGGGGGUGGGGGCUCCUGCACUUUGCCACAGGCUCGGGGAGGGUUGUCUCCCCACCCCCUCUGCCCUCCCAACUUGGGUUGUACUUUCUAAGAAGGUGAUUUCCCCACCCUGUACCCUCCCCAGAACAAAACAUGUUGAUCAUGUGCAAUAUUUCUUACUGUGCUGAGAAGCAAUGACCGCAAUUAAAGCUGUUUAACACA
Molecule: messenger RNA, 8271 nt
Organism: Talpa occidentalis (Iberian mole)
Lineage: Eukaryota; Metazoa; Chordata; Mammalia; Eulipotyphla; Talpidae
Gene: CIC
Product: capicua transcriptional repressor
Exons: 21
Coding region: 93-7649 (2518 amino acids)
Biological process (GO): regulation of transcription by RNA polymerase II
Cellular component (GO): nucleus
Molecular function (GO): DNA-binding transcription factor activity, RNA polymerase II-specific; RNA polymerase II transcription regulatory region sequence-specific DNA binding
Source: RefSeq, a predicted model, not a curated record